AUGAUAACGAAGGCAGUAGAAGCUAGUGGAACAGUUACUAUUACAACUGUAACCCAGCAACUAUUUCGAACAAAGAUGGAUUUUAAUGAAUGUUUUAUUCAUCCAAAGUCAUUCUCUUUAGACCCUAACAUUUAUACAGAACUUGUAGAACAUUAUACAAACGAGGCUUUAUGUUUUCCUGUUAAAGUUAUGGAUUGGAUUCCUAUGGACGGUUCAUUCUCAAAGAAUACAGAUAGUUCAAGUGCAACAUUUACAGCAGCUUAUACGCCUAUUAAUGUUAAAAGUAUUUGGACACUAUUUAGAAAGAAAGACAACUAUUAUGUUAAUUUUGAGAACCCUAAGUUUAAAUAUCUUCAGCUUUCCAUGGGAGCUUAUGGAAAUAUGCCUGCAGAACCUGAAAAAUCAUAUGGACCUGUAUUUUAUGAAAUGGUUGCGAACGCUUGCAAUACAAACAAUGAUAUGAUUGGACUUAAUGAAGAUGUUAUGAGGUCAUUGGUGGAUGAUGGUAGUGUGGAACAUAAAUGGGAUAGCUAUGACAACACACAUUUCUUAUGUGGUUUUCCAACAGAAGUGGACUUUUGCUUCCAGCAAGGUCAAACAUCUACUGCUCCAAUAACAUACAAAUUGUCUGUUAAAGGACCUAUUGAACUAGCAACUGAAAAUGUACCAAAGCCACUUAUUGGAUUUAUGAGGGAUUGUUGCUUUGCCAUUCAGGUGCGUGCUAAUGGCAUCCCCAUAAUAAGAUUAGAUGACUAUAACUUAGCUACGGACGACAGUGAGGAAUAA
This is a messenger RNA of Trichomonas vaginalis G3, 786 nucleotides long. RefSeq lists its product as uncharacterized. The transcript has a single exon. Lineage: Eukaryota; Parabasalia; Trichomonadida; Trichomonadidae. The record is from RefSeq and is a predicted model, not a curated record. The coding region runs from base 1 to 786 and encodes 261 amino acids.